AUGGCCUCUUUUCUUAAGAAAUAUAUAUUAAGACAAUCAAAACCAAUAAAAGAAGAAAAUACUGAAGACAAAAUUUACAAUUUAAACGAUUUUGAUGAAACAUUAGCUAUAAUAAAGAAAGUAUUGUGGAUUGUGGGGCUUCGUCUGACACGAAAAGACUCUGAUAAUGCCAGGUAUUGGUUCUCUUUAUUUUACUGGUUCGAAACUGCGAAUGUGUUAAUGGCUUUCUCAUUGCAAACAAUGGAAACUAUCGAGGAUACCAGAGGAGCGACGACUUUUGAAGAUGCUACUACACUUUUCAGAAUGAUACCUUGUAUAGGAUUUUUACCACUGGCAAUACUGAAGUCAUAUAAAAUAUUGUGCUACGAAUCAGUGUAUGAGAAUUUGAUUGCCGAGUUGCGCAGCAUGUGGCCGCAGGGUAAAGUCACUGAAGAUGAACACAACGUCAUCCGCAAAGCGCUGAGACAACUGCAGAUUGUCUUAAAAGGAUAUUACUGGUGCAACUACGGUUUAGUCAUCAGCUGCGUUGCGCCAUGUUACAUCACAAUAAUAAAAAACAUUUUUGGUAAAAAUGAGCCUGGAGUUCUACCGUUCCUUUGGUGGGUACCUUUCGACCCUCUGCAACAUAUUGUAUUUGAACUUAUUGUACUCAUACAAACUUGGCAUGCUAUUUUGGUAAUGUCGUUUAUAUUAAGCGGAGAUCUGCUAUACUUCUUUUUUAUAAGUCAUAUCACAACGCAGUUUGACUUGUUAUCGAUUAGAAUUAAUAGAUUUAUAUUGGUUCCUACGGAUGAACAACUUAUUAACACUUAUCCUCUUGGAAUACAUUAUAAAACAUUCAAAAAUGACCACACUCUACUGGAAGUGGCUGAAGUGCAAAACACGAAAAUAAACACAGCUGUUCAUGAAAAAGAAAUAUUCAAUAUAAUUCUACGACAUCGCACUUUGAUAAGAUUAUGCGGUGAUGUUGAGAGUAUAUUCAGUUUCUCUUUACUCAUCAGUUUCUUGAAUAGCUCCGUUAUUAUAUGCUUCAGUAAUUUUUGCUGUGUCGUGAUUGAAAAAUGGUACGAAUUUAUGUAUAAAUCGUUCUUGAUUACUACACUAUGUCAAACAUGGCUUAUAUGUUGGUAUGGACAGAAGUUGCUUGAUUCGGGUGAAAAACUAUCUCAAGCAUUGUACAACUGCGGUUGGUAUUUGGCAUCUCAGAAAAUCAAGAGAACUAUUCACAUUAUGAUACAUAGGUCACAGAAAGAGGUAUGUGUGACUACGUAUGGAUUCACGAAAAUCUGUUUAGCCAGCUACACGGCGAUAAUCAAAACAUCUUGGUCGUACUUCACUCUGCUAGUGAAUACUUACAAACAGUAG
Molecule: messenger RNA, 1365 nt
Organism: Achroia grisella
Lineage: Eukaryota; Metazoa; Arthropoda; Insecta; Lepidoptera; Pyralidae
Product: odorant receptor 4-like
Exons: 12
Coding region: 1-1365 (454 amino acids)
Biological process (GO): sensory perception of smell; detection of chemical stimulus involved in sensory perception of smell
Cellular component (GO): plasma membrane
Molecular function (GO): olfactory receptor activity; odorant binding
Source: RefSeq, a predicted model, not a curated record